Paramecium sonneborni is the source of this 697-nucleotide messenger RNA. NCBI's taxonomy places the organism in Eukaryota, Ciliophora, Oligohymenophorea, Peniculida, Parameciidae. The record is from the annotation of a GenBank genome assembly.
AUGCUAUUUUCUGAAUUAUCUCCAUUUGCUUCAUCAUUUUCUUCUAUAAUAGUAUCAGAAAUAGGUGAUAAGGUAAUUUAAAUAUAUAUCAUAGACGUUCUUUAUUACAGCAAUUUUGGGAAUGACUUAUUCUAUGAGUUUGGUAUUUUUAGGUUCUUACACAGCAAUGGUUUUAAUGACUUUGUUAUCAUGUUUCUUUGGAUUUCUAUUACCUUAAAUUUUGAAUCCAACAUAUACACAUGCUUUAGCUUGUAUAAUGUUUUUUUACUUUGGAUAAAAAUUGUUGAGAGAAUUUAUGAGUUAAGAUCACAAUGAAAAUGAUGAUGAAGAAUAGGAAGCAGUUUUAGAAGUGAAUAAGGUCAAAUCUAAACUUAGUAAAUAAUCAGAUUCUAAAAAUGUGUCAAAUUUAGAAGUUCUAAGAGCAGCAAUAGCAUUAACUUUCUUAGCAGAAUGGGGAGAUCGAAGUUAGAUUACAACAAUUGCAUUGGCUACUGAAGAGACAUUUGUAGUACUUGUAGGUGCACUACUUGGCCAUUUUAUAUGUACAAGUACAGCAGUACUUGGAGGAAAAAUGAUCUCAUCAAAAAUUUCAGAAAAAUAUGUAUUAUUUUUAUAAGAUUUAUUUAUUUAGAUCCAUCUUUGUGGAGGAAUUCUAUUUGUCUUAUUCGGGUUGCAUAACAUAAAAAUGCUUUUAUGA